AUGCGUUCUGAUACAGAAUAGACUUAAGAUAGCUGUUAAGUUUGUAAAAAAUAAGAUGUAGAAUUAUCAAGAUGUUCUUAAUGCAAAUCCAUUUAUUAUUGUUCAAUAGAAUGUUAAAAAAAAGACUGGAAAGAUCAUAAAUUUAUCUGUUCUGAAAUAUUGUUAAAAUAAUAGCGAGAAAAAUAAAGAGCAGAGAGAAAAGCAUAAGGAAAGAAAGCAAUUGAAGAUUUUGCAGAUUUUGAAGUUUUAGGUCAUGGAAACUUCUCAGAUAUAUUUAGAGUUCGAGAAAUUGAAACUAAUUAACUCUAUGCAUUAAAAUAGAUUAAUAAAAGAAAAUUAACAUAAGUAAACAAGGAAAAAGAUGUUUAUAUGGAAAAGCAUUGUUUAGGCAAACUUACUGAAAAUCCCUAUGUUAUUAGAUUAUACUCAACAUUUUAAGAUGAUGAAAAUUUAUAUAUGUUAAUGUAAUACAUUGAUGGAGGAGAAUUGUGGUAACAAAUUCAUAAUUUUGGAGCUAGAGCAUUUCCCAUUUGUCUAUACUAUAUUUCAGAAAUUCUAAAAGGUAAAUAUAUUCAAUUUUAAUAAAGCAAUAAAUUCAAUUCAUAAAUAAGGGAUAGUUCAUAGAGAUAUAAAAAGUGAAAACAUACUGUUAACUUAAGAUAAAAAAAUAAAGUUUAUAGAUUUUGGACUUGCAAGAGAUAUGAAUGAUCUAACGAUAGAAGAUAGAAGGAAGUGGAAAUGGUAGAAUAGGUAAUAAUCAAUAGAUUAUUUGUAUAGGUAAAUAAACUGGGAGUGCUAUUUUAUCAUAUAGUUUUUGGAAAGUAUCCAUUUGAUGGAAAAAGUGAUUAUUUAAUGUUUCAGUAAGCAUUAAUAAGAUUAUUAGACAAUAUUUAAUGGAUUAAGUGAAAUUGAUAAAUUUACAUUUGAUUUUGCUUUAGAAUUAAAUAAUGCUGAAGAUAAAAUUUGUGUGAAAUAUGAAGUGAAUAAAGUGAUAGGGAAAUAUGAAAAAUUAAUAUAAGAUGAGAAUUACUAAAAGAGAUUAAAUUAUAUGAAUUAAAUUAUAGAAUAGAAUCUGCAAAACAGAAAAGAUGAUGAUGAAGAACCUUAAUAAUUUGGAUGA
Molecule: messenger RNA, 1120 nt
Organism: Paramecium sonneborni
Lineage: Eukaryota; Ciliophora; Oligohymenophorea; Peniculida; Parameciidae
Source: the annotation of a GenBank genome assembly